AUGUCUUUAGAAAAGGUUCACAUCAUUCGCAAUCCAGCUUCGGGUGCGCCUGGGACAUCGGAAAGGCUGUUGGAUCAGCAAGUCCUGCCUCUUCUCAAGAGCGCCAACCUUGAUGCUCAGGUGCACGUCACAGCAAGUCAGGGCGAUGCUACGGCUAUAGCAGCCCGACUUCUAAGCGAGACGCAGAACGCCAGACAGGAAGAAUAUGGUGGUACAAUUCCGCACGGGCUGGAUGUCAUCCUUCUGGGAGGCGAUGGGACAACGUCCGAGAUUCUGAAUGGCCUGUACAUUCCGCCAGCCGCUAGACCUAAAGACAGGCGAAACGAUGUGGAACAGGAUGCUGCCGCGUCAAGCUUGCGAUGGAAAGCGCCUUCGAUCCCCAUUCGACUGAUCAUUGUCCCUACAGGAACCAGCAACGCUUUGUACGCUGCCCUCUAUCCUUCUGACCGCGAUGCGACAUCUUCCGACGGUGAUUCCGCCACAGCCAAAGAGGACAGAUGGAGGCUUCACAGUCUCUCAUCUUACAUUCUCGCAAAGUCCCGCAAGUCGCAGUUGCAGUCGCAGUCGCAGUCGCAGUCGCAUGAUGUUUCCAGCUCUUUACUUCCGUUGACUUUGAGUGCGGUGCACAUCACCGACGACGCCCAACAGCCUUCUGGCACAUCAGAGGGCGUUUCGUCAAGGCUGAAUGCCUAUAGCCUUGCGCAUAUAGUUACUUCUCACGCACUGCAUGCUUGCAUCCUACGCGAUUCGGAAGCUUUGAGAGCGCAAGAUCCAUCCAUCGAGAGGUUCAAGAUCGCAGCUGCUCAAAAUUCUACCAUCUGGCAUCGAGGCUCGCUGCAGCUCUAUCCCGCAAGCACUUCGGGCAAAGUCAAAGUGUAUAAUCCUCGCUCGAGGCAAUUUAGAGAGGUGGAUGAGAAGGAGAAGAAAUUGCAAGGACCUUUUAGCUAUAUCGCGGCUCUCAGCACGGAUAGGCUGGAACCUUCAUUCAUUCCUGCUCCGUUUGGCUCCUUCUUACCGCAAGAGAACGUCGAAUCGGCACACCUAGCUCGUCGAGCGGACGAAUUGGAUCUUCUGAUCGUCCGACCUUUGCGCUCUCCCGCCGUACUUGCUAAGUAUCGACAAGCCCAAGACGAAGUACGAGACGAAGAAGACGACGCACCGACAUUGUUCGCAAAGACUACUUUGUCGGAGUUGACCGCUGGAAUGUAUUCUGGCGGAAAGCAUGUGGAUCUUACUUAUCCGCUCGAGGGCGCGUCCGAGACGAAGCUGGAAGAGGCUGGGAAGGGAGAGGUAGCGUUCGAAUAUUAUAGGGUUGGAGGGUACGAAUGGACGGCAGUGAGCGUCUCUUGUGAUUGCUUUGCAAGGGGUACAAAGUGCUGACACGUGCCUCGACCUCCAUUCACAUUCACCUUCUCACUCCCAGGCUCCCGAUGAUAGCAAUGCGGCUAUUGUGUGCGUCGAUGGAGCCGUGUCUCGUGCGCUCAAGACCAGAGUUGAGGUGCUGCCCACUGCUUCGGACGGAUCUGGCCAAGUGCACGUUUGGCACUGA
This is a messenger RNA of Ceraceosorus bombacis, 1549 nucleotides long. NCBI's taxonomy places the organism in Eukaryota, Fungi, Basidiomycota, Exobasidiomycetes, Ceraceosorales, Ceraceosoraceae. The record is from the annotation of a GenBank genome assembly.